AGGCAGUUGCGGGUUGCAGGAGUUCAGGAAAGGAGGUGGGACUAGAGUCAACCUGGAAUAGCUCUACAGUAACAAUGGCAGCCUUUUUGUUGCUGGGACAUCCAUACAGGCAACUUAGCUGGUGAAAGGACUCUGGAUUGGUUGGCAGUCUGCUUUUUUUUUUCCAAGGUGAUCACUUUACUGUAGAAGAAAUGAGGUUAACAGAAAAGAGUGAGGGAGAACAACAACUCAAGCCCAACAACUCUAAUGCACCCAAUGAAGAUCAAGAAGAAGAAAUCCAACAGUCAGAACAGCAUACUCCAGCAAGGCAGCGAACACAAAGAGCAGACACACAGCCAUCCAGAUGUCGAUUGCCUUCACGUAGGACACCUACAACAUCCAGCGACAGAACGAUCAACCUUCUUGAAGUCCUUCCGUGGCCUACUGAGUGGAUUUUCAACCCCUAUCGAUUGCCUGCUCUUUUUGAGCUUUAUCCUGAAUUUCUUCUGGUGUUUAAAGAAGCCUUCCAUGACAUAUCCCAUUGUCUGAAAGCCCAGAUGGAAAAGAUCGGACUGCCCAUCAUACUCCACCUCUUCGCACUCUCCACCCUCUACUUCUACAAGUUUUUCCUUCCUACAAUUCUUUCCCUUUCUUUCUUUAUUCUUCUUGUACUUCUGCUUCUGCUUUUUAUUAUUGUCUUCAUUCUGAUCUUCUUCUGAUUCUUUUGUUUCAAUAAACAGCAAUGAGCAUGAA
Molecule: messenger RNA, 732 nt
Organism: Homo sapiens (human)
Lineage: Eukaryota; Metazoa; Chordata; Mammalia; Primates; Hominidae
Gene: TMEM31
Product: transmembrane protein 31
Exons: 3
Coding region: 192-698 (168 amino acids)
Cellular component (GO): membrane
Source: RefSeq, marked validated